AAAAAUAAUUCCCGCGGAAAACGAUAGAAAAACUCACCUUGAGAAUUACCUAACUCUUUUCGCGGAGACUAAAGAAGCUCUGACACGUAAAUAGAACAAUAGACCAUUGAAAACUUACAACGAUAGAACAAUGGAAUUUCUAAAAACAGAAGUUUUACAUUUUUAUGUGCACACGUUUCGUUCGUAUCAGAUAUCUGCUAACAAGCGAAGAAAAAGCAACUUUGGCGUUCAGAAAUAUAUUUUUUCACGUUUGUUUAAUAAAAAAAUCCACAUUAACGAUAACACGAACGAUGGCAUCGAAUAAUUACAUAAAUAUAUACCCUACUACAACACCCAGCAACACGAGUCCAAACACACCGGAAGACAUAUUCCUUACACAAGACGUGUUCCGAAAUCAAGAAGUUCUCGUGACCGUAGAUAAUUUAGAAUUAGAAAUACUAAGGCACAGUACCACCUUAGAACCCGAAGACAAAAAAGAAGGAGACACAACACAAAAAGACGAAGAACUAAGUGACAGCCAAAAGCUAGAAACGUUUAUUUGAAUGUGCAGCUGGUGUUAAAUAUUUAUGUGUUUGGGCUGCUCAUUGUUUUAGCUGGAUCUUGAAAGUUAAGAUAAAAACAUCGAGAGAGGGUUGCCACAUCAGCCAACGAAGGGUCAGUCGGAGAACCGACCUCCUCAAAUCGUUAACUUAUUGGCAACCAGGCUUCUAUGCUGAUACCUCAACGAUGCAGGAUCACCGUUAAAUUUCAAGAAUAUCAAGAGACUAGACCUGUGAGAUGGAGAGCAACGAAGAAGGGUCACUGAAUCAGCUAGCGAAGGGCCAGUCAGAAAUCCGACCUCCUCAAAUCGCUAACCUACCAGCGACAAGUGUUAUUGCUGAUCAACCUCACUUUGUCUGCUCAAUCAGCCUUUUUUAUAAAAAUAGAAUAUUAUCAAAUGAAAAAGAUAAUUCUUUGUUUUUAAAUAACCAAUAUUUGGAAUUUAUAUUAACAAUAU
This is a messenger RNA of Hydra vulgaris (swiftwater hydra), 997 nucleotides long. The record is from RefSeq and is a predicted model, not a curated record. NCBI's taxonomy places the organism in Eukaryota, Metazoa, Cnidaria, Hydrozoa, Anthoathecata, Hydridae.